Messenger RNA from Zerene cesonia (dogface butterfly), 2232 nucleotides. RefSeq names its product transmembrane protease serine 9-like. Gene Ontology annotation, biological process: proteolysis. The transcript has 10 exons. Gene Ontology annotation, molecular function: serine-type endopeptidase activity. The coding region runs from base 1 to 2232 and encodes 743 amino acids. The record is from RefSeq and is a predicted model, not a curated record. Lineage: Eukaryota; Metazoa; Arthropoda; Insecta; Lepidoptera; Pieridae.
AUGGUGUCCUACCUGUCUCUCGGUGUGCUGCUUUUAGCAGCCACCGCCUACGCCAAAUCUCCUUUCAUUGUUGGUGGUCAGGACACCAGAAUUGAAAACUAUCCCUCCCUGGUUCAAGUGGAAUAUUUGAAGAGCUGGGGCUCCUGGAACCAAGAAUGUGGAGCCAGUAUACUGACUAGUUACUGGGUGCUGUCAGCUGCCCACUGCUUCGAAGGAUGGCAAUACAGACCUGCCAAUACCCGCAUUCGCGCGGGAGCCACCUUCCGCCACACUGGAGGAAGCGUCCACAACGUGGACUUCGAACGCAACCACCCAGAUUACAGAAGAGCGUCAAGAUACGACGCUGACAUCAGUGUCAUCAAGCUCCGCACUCCCAUCUCCUUCUCAUCGUCUAUCCAAAGAUGUACUAUUGUCACCCAGGGCUUCAAUGUCCCUGAUAAUACUGCAGUCGUACACGCUGGCUGGGGAACUACACGGUUUGGCGGACAAGCAUCCCACGUUCUUCAACACGUUACCAUCAACGUGAUCAACAGGAACCUUUGUGCCCAACGUUAUGGCGGUAACACCAUCACCGCCAACAUGAUCUGCGCUGGUAUCUUGAACGUCGGCGGCCGUGACGCCUGCCAAGGCGACUCUGGUGGUCCUCUGUACGCUGGCAACGUAGUUGUUGGUGUGGUAUCCUUUGGAAAUGGAUGUGGUGACCCUUACUACCCCGGUGUCAGCACACGAGUAGCUUCCUACACUAACUGGAUCCUAUCGACAGCUCCAUCCGGCUACGCCAAAUCCCCUUUCAUUGUUGGUGGUCAGGACACCAGAAUUGAAAACUAUCCGUCCCUGGUUCAAGUGGAAUAUUAUCUAGGCUGGGGCUUUUGGAACCAAGAAUGUGGAGCCAGUAUACUGACUAGUUACUGGGUGCUGUCAGCUGCCCACUGCUUCGAAGGAUGGUCCUACAGUCGGGAGAACACGCGUAUAAGAGCAGGUGCCACCAGGCGUCAUACCGGUGGAAGUGUUCACAACAUAGAGUUCGAACGUAAUCAUCCCGAUUACCGGAGAGCUGCCAGAUACGACGCUGAUAUUAGCGUCAUCAAGCUACGGACUCCUCUCUCAUUCUCUGCGACUAUCCAAAGAUCUACUAUUGUUAGUCAGGGCUUCGCUAUGCCUGAUAACCAGCCUGUAGUACACGCUGGGUGGGGAGCUACUCGGUUCAACGGCGAACCAUCCGUAGUCCUUCAACACGUGACCAUCUAUGUGAUUAAUAGAAAUCUUUGUGCCCAACGUUAUGGCGGUAACACCAUCACCGCCAACAUGAUCUGCGCUGGUAUCUUGAACGUCGGCGGCCGUGACGCCUGCCAAGGCGACUCUGGUGGUCCUCUGUACGCUGGCAACGUAGUUGUUGGUGUGGUAUCCUUUGGAAAUGGAUGUGGUGACCCUUACUUCCCCGGUGUGAGCACACAGGUUUCGUCCUAUACCAACUGGAUUCUAGCUAAUGCUCCGAUUUCUCAGGCCAAAUCUCCAUUUAUUGUCGGUGGUCAAGAUGCUGCGAUCGAGCAAUAUCCAUCUUUAGUACAAAUUGAGUUUUUCUUCCCUUGGCUUGGAGUUUGGGAUCAGCAAUGCGGUGGAAAUAUUUUAACCACUUAUUGGCUUCUAACAGCUGCACACUGUUUUAAUGAAUGGUGGUAUGACCCUCAGAACUCACGUAUAAGGGCAGGUGCUACUUAUCGUCAUACUGGUGGAAGCGUACACUAUGUAGACUUUGAGCGCAAUCACCCCGACUAUAACAAGGCUUCCGCCUUUGAUUCUGAUAUAAGUGUCUUCAAACUACUCACACCGCUCGUGUACUCACCGUCCAUCCAAAGAGGAACCAUUGUGAUGCAGGGUUCUGUUAUACCUGACAAUUUCCCAGUGGUGCACGCUGGAUGGGGCACCUUAUACUCCAACGGGCCGUCGUCUCACGUUCUACAAGAUGUAACUAUAAACACCGUGAACAGAGAAACUUGCGCGUCGCGUUAUAGCGGAUUCAAUAUAAGAAUCACCGAAAACAUGAUCUGCGCUGGUAUUCUGGACGUGGGCGGUCGUGACGCCUGCCAAGGGGACUCUGGUGGACCGAUGUACGUUGGUGACGUCAUCGUCGGCGUUGUGUCCUUUGGCCUUGGCUGUGCUGACCCUCGGUACCCAGGUGUCAGUGCUUCCGUGGCAUCUUUCACUAAUUGGAUCGUGGAAAAUGCUCAAUAA